This is a messenger RNA of Rhincodon typus (whale shark), 3288 nucleotides long. Its product is annotated as zinc finger protein 154-like. NCBI's taxonomy places the organism in Eukaryota, Metazoa, Chordata, Chondrichthyes, Orectolobiformes, Rhincodontidae. The record is from RefSeq and is a predicted model, not a curated record. The transcript is spliced from 3 exons. Gene Ontology annotation, molecular function: DNA-binding transcription factor activity, RNA polymerase II-specific; RNA polymerase II cis-regulatory region sequence-specific DNA binding. Gene Ontology annotation, biological process: regulation of transcription by RNA polymerase II. Bases 553 to 1143 code for a protein of 196 amino acids.
UCACUGCGCAUGCUCUGUAUAUUCCGCCGCACGGGCAGUCUGGUGUGGGCGCAAUCUUGAAAGUGGUCGUUUUCUUUUUCUCGUCUUCAUAAACAGGAUAUUUGAAGAGGAUUUGCAUUUCGGAAACUCAAAACAAACAACACAUCAAGAUCUGACAGUGUCACUUGAUUCACUAUUUAUUCAGCACUGGAUAUUAUUGGUCUUUGAAUGAUGCUAGAAGGUGAAGAUUUGCAGACAGAAAUCACAAAACAAACAUCAUGUGCGGAUAGUGAUUAAAUUAACCAGAACUUGAAUAACCAUUGAUGGAGAAAUGUCCAUUUGUUCUGUCUGCAUCGAAUGUUUAAAGUCAAUUUGACUGGAAAAGCACUGUGACACACCCUCUUACCCCAAGUAAGAGUCUUCCAGUGAACCGACUCUGGAAAAAACUUUAAUCGGUGACGCAGCCUAAAAAGCAUCAUACCAUUCACAGCAGGGAGACACCAUACCCAUGCUCCGUGUGGAUGAGGCUUCAGCUGAUUAUUGAACACUCAGAGACACAGCAACACCAAUAACAUGGAGAAACCGUGGAAGUGUGAGGACUGUGGGAAGGGAUUUCAUUCACUGUCAGCACUAGAAUUUCAUCGACGUGGUCACAGCAGGGAGAGGCCAUUGACCUGCUCUGAAUGUGGAAAGGAAUUCCCUAAUUCGUCUGCCCUUCGGAAACAUCAACGUGCUGCCACUGGAGAGAGGCCUUUUGCCUGUUCCGAGUGUGGGAAGAAAUUCAGGGAAUAUUUCACCUUGUUGAGACAUCAGCGAGCCCACACUGGGGAGAACCCAUCCACCUGCUCGGAGUGUGGGAAGGUAUUCACUCAGUUAUCCAGCUUGCGUGCACACCUGCGAGUUCACUCCGGGGAGAGACCAUUUAGCUGCUCUGAUUGUGGAAAGGAAUUCAUUCAAUUAUCACAUCUGAGGAAACAUGAGCAAAUUCACACUGGGGAGAGACCAUUCAAGUGCUCCAACUGUGGGAAACAAUUCAGAGAUUCAUCUGGCCUACAGGUACACCAGCGAGUGCAUACUGGGGAGAGGCCAUUCAUCUGUUCCGAGUGUGGGAAAGGAUUCAUUCAGUCAUCACAUCUGCGGAAGCAUAAGCAAAUUCACAAGUGAAUACAGGAUCUGCUGUGAAUCAGCAACAACAUCCGUUCUGUUAGAUAGCACCUUCGAAAUUCUAAACCGCUGAAAUGUAGAAGAACAAGGGCAACAGUUACCUGAAAAUAUCCCUCCACGUCGCACACCAUCAUCACUUGGAACUAUAUUGGCUGUUCUUUCACUGUCGCUGGGUCAAAAUCCUGGAACUCUUCUCUCACAGCAUUGUGGGUGUCCCUACACCACAAGGACUGUAGUCCCAGAAGGCAGCUUCUCAAGCAAGACAAUUCAGGAUGAGCAGUAAAUGCUGACAUAGAUAUUGAUACUAUACCCCAUGAAUUGAUUUAGAAAUGAGCGAAAAUGACAUCCAGGACUGAGCCAUGUUCAUUUUGACAGUGGGUAAAGUAGAAGGGUCAGAAGGUUUCUUUCUGCUGGACUGGCUGCUCUCACCACUUUGCUUCCAGUAAGGCUGAUGCUGUUUGAGCCUGGGAUUGCACAUUCCUGCCAAAAUGAUUCCCAAAAGCUGUGAAGGACAUUUCUCCUGCACGGCCAAUAAUGUUUUUCUUCCCACUACAAAAUCUGACAUAAAUACAUAUAUUCAUCCCAUUGAGUCUGCAGCACAGGGCUAGGCCAAUCGGCUCAAUUGGUCUCUGUCAGUAUUUAUGGUCCAUGUGAGACUCCACCCUCCACUCUUCCUCUCACCCAUCAGCAGAUCCUUCUGUUCCAUUCUCCGACAUGAAUGUGUCCAGCUGCUACCCUGCUCCUUCUCAGGGGUUGAGGCUGAGUGUUUGGAAGAUUCUGACAAAUUCUGGUCAGUGUGUAGGUGUAUAAAAUCCCUCUCCUUCAGUUCAUGCCUUUCACACUAUCUUCAUAUAGAAGCCAGAAUCUUUGAGAGAUUCCCUCUCAGUCUCUUGUUUUUUUUUGUUGGACGUCAAUUAUACAGGAUAUUAGAAGGGGAAGAUUUAAAACCAAAUAUCACACAAAGAUUUGAUGGAGUCAUUCAGUUUAUCACAAAUGGAAUGUCGUCAGGUUUUGAACAUGGAUGGAAAAAACCUCGUUCACAGUGGAGAGAAACCGUACGUGUGUGUGUGUGUGUGUGUGUGUGGAGUAGGCUUCAGCCAAUCAUCAGACUCCACAAACCACAAAUGCAGUCACACUGGGCAGAAACUGUGGAAAUAUGUGGAUUGUGGGGAGGAAUUUGUUUUCCAAUCUGAGCUGGAAACACAUUGCAGAUGCACCAGUAGCAGGCCAUCCACCUACUCAGUAUGUGGGAAGGAGUUCACUCAGUCAUCUAACCUGCUGCAACAGCAACUCGGUCACGCUGAGGAGAGAUUAUUUCAAUGCCUGGAUUGCUGGAAGUGCUGUAAGAAUCCCAGGAGGCUGUUGUGCCAUCAAUGUGUUCACACUGCAGACAGAUCUUUUAAAUAUCCAGACUGUCAAAAAUGCUAUGAAACGUCCAGGGACCUGGAGUCCCACCAAUUUGCUCACACAGAGGAGAGACCUUUUAAAUGCUCAAACUGUGUAAAGUGCUUUAAAAUCUCCAGGGACCUGAUAUCCCACCAUGUUCACUCUGAGGAAAGACCAUUCAUGUGCUCUCUCUGUGGGACUGGGUUCAGGCGACCAUCUGAACUCAUGGAGCACCAACAGGUACACACUGGGGAGAGACUGUUCUGCACCAGGUAUGGGAGGGGAUUUACUCGGUCGCCCAACCUACUGAGACACCAGCCUGUUCACGUUGGGAGAGAUUUUUGUUUGGGAACUGCAACUACAAGCUCCUGGGGACUGACUUAUCAAUGUGUUCACACUGAGGAGAAACCUUUUAAAUUCUCAGACUGUGGGAAGUGUUAUUGAAUUUCUGUGGAACUGAUGUCCCAUCAAUGUGUUCACAUGACGACAGACCUUUCAGGUACUUUCAUUGUGGGACUGUUUCCAGACGAUUAUCCCAACUCUCAGGACACCAGCGAGUUCACAUUGGAGAGAAACCAUUCACCUGCGCCGUGUGUAAAAAACAGUUAGCUCACUCAUCUACCCUACUGAGACAGCAGAGAGAUCACACAUCUCAACAGUGAUUGGACUUUGCUGUUAAUCACAUCCAGAAACUGAAAGCAAUGUUUAAAUUUUCAGGAUAAAAGUUAAAUAAAUCAGCUUUGUGUUAAAUACACUGUA